Messenger RNA from Corythoichthys intestinalis (scribbled pipefish), 1883 nucleotides. RefSeq names its product protein FAM53C-like. Gene Ontology annotation, cellular component: nucleus. The transcript has 5 exons. The coding region runs from base 674 to 1867 and encodes 397 amino acids. The record is from RefSeq and is a predicted model, not a curated record. NCBI's taxonomy places the organism in Eukaryota, Metazoa, Chordata, Actinopteri, Syngnathiformes, Syngnathidae. Gene Ontology annotation, biological process: protein import into nucleus.
UUUGGUUGCAUGCAAAAAACAAAACAAAAAAAAAAAAAAAAACUGGCUCGGUUCCGUUCCCCCAAGUCUUCAGAUCACUGCGCAUGUGUCAGUGAACACGAGGUAGUCAACUCGCAUUAUCGGUGGGUGUUACUAAUGUAGUGUAAUGUAUAUUUAGUGAGAUUAUAUGGACCUGGAUAUCUUAUAGUAGGUUAUGUGUUGAAGUAUUUGUUAAAUGACUUCCAUCUGGCCACGUAGUGACGGCAUUUCCGCCUUGGUUUUCGACCGUUGCUCUUAGUGGAAUAGUCCAGUAUUUGAAUAGGGAUAAGUAAAUGUCCACUAUGUGGUUACGAGCUAAAAUAAAGAAAAUAAGUGAUUAUAGCACAUUUUAUUAACAUUCCCCCACUAUCGAAAUAGUGCUAAAGAUGUCCUCUAAAAGUUAUUUUUGAGGAACGGUAUCACCCACGUAAUGGUAUCGUCCAGAGGCUAUAUAUAUACUCCUCCUAGCACAGCUCAUCCGGUGCACAGUAUGUGUGUGUGCGCAGCUUCGGUUGCUAAGGAACCACUGAACGAAGGUUGAAUGAAGAUGAUACACAGUCUAAUCAAAUGAGGUGUUGAGCGGACACGGCAUAAAUCAUGCCAGGUGUCUGACAAAACAUCUCUGCACGUCUGUUCCUGGGUCAGCGCUACCAUUAUGGUGACACUUAUCACAGAGCAGCUCCGAAAGCAAAGUUUGGAAGAACCUUAUCACAAGGCUUUCAAUGUCAAUGUGACACUACCUGCUUUAGGCUCAAGCCCCACAAUCUCCUGGAGUGCAUGCAAAUCCACGCAAGAAAGUAGCAUUGCUACACAGCCAUUAUUAAAAGCCAAACCUCUGGAUGCAUCAUGUGCACUGGAUUCCACGUUGCCUUACCUAGUGGCAAAACCUCACCAUGGACCUGAGGCUUCCAUCACUUUACAGAGCUCCCCUCCACCACCCCCUCCAAAACGCCACUGCCGCUCCCUCUCUGUUCCGGAGGACCUUUCUCAAUGCCGCUCCACAUGGCAUCCAAGCGCAUCCAAAGUUUGGACCCCAGUAAAACGUGCCAGUCAAAGUAUAGGAACGUCUCAAUUAGGCUUAGUUGCCAGCUCGUUGCCUCCUUGUGGCCCUAGGACCUUCUAUAAGUCGUCCUCCCUACAUUCCUCCUCGAGUCCUCCUUUCUUUAGCUUAGCAUUAUCUGCUGACUCUCCACUGUCAUGGAACUUUCCAUGGGACCCACGUGACUCACCCAAAACGGCCUGCUCUUCAUUUGCCACCCCAUCCUCCUGCUCCUCAUCGCCAACUCCUCUCGUUGGUCCCUCAGUACUACACCGCCGCUACUCGUUAUCGCCUUUGCAAGUUCUGAACACGUCCGUGCUCUCCCACCAUCCUCAGCUAGCCCACACUUGUGCUCUGACACAUGGCUAUUCCAGUAUGGAGUGCCCAGCUUUGUCUCCUUCUCCUACUUCAGCCUGCAGCACCCCAUCCUCCUCGCGACGCGGCCUACAUCGGGCACUACCCCGGUGCCACUCGCAGCCCUGUGACAUGCGCAAACCUCGUUUGAAAAGGCGCCAUGACCCAGAUGUGUUACCUGGCCCGAGGCCAGGCCUUAACUUCAGCAAGAUGACACAAAUUGGCAAUGGAGAAGCCCUAUUUUCAGGUUGCAUGACUCCGGUGCAUUCCCAAAUAGAGCAGAACUCUGCGCCGUCUCCUGUGGAGUUCCUUGGUCGAGUCAGCAUCAGACCGCGGAGUGAAAGUGAAGAGGAGGACGAAGAUGAUAAAAUGAAAAGAACCGUGACGCCUGAGGCCCAUUUGCUUUUUGAAAGAGACUGCACAGAACUGGACUUGAACCUCAUUGAAGAAAACUGAUAAUGGAGGAAAACUG